Messenger RNA from Caenorhabditis briggsae, 249 nucleotides. NCBI's taxonomy places the organism in Eukaryota, Metazoa, Nematoda, Chromadorea, Rhabditida, Rhabditidae. The record is from RefSeq and is a predicted model, not a curated record. The coding region runs from base 1 to 249 and encodes 82 amino acids. The transcript is spliced from 2 exons.
AUGUCCUCAGACGACACUGCAGCGAAAAAGAAACAAAUGAUGCAGAAUUUUCUGAACAGGAAACGAAAAAUAGACCUAAAAGUUGGCGAGGAGAUUCAGCAGAAGCCGUCGACGUCUUCUGAAACGAUAGAAAAGGACGAAAAAGAGAAGAAGGAAGAAGAAAAGUUUGAUAAGAUUCCCUCGACGAACAAGGAAUUUUUGAGAAGAACCAUUCAGUCGACAAUGCCACGUGGCAAGAAAAAAAAGUAG